Molecule: messenger RNA, 736 nt
Organism: Rhineura floridana
Lineage: Eukaryota; Metazoa; Chordata; Lepidosauria; Squamata; Rhineuridae
Exons: 3
Coding region: 101-736 (211 amino acids)
Biological process (GO): double-strand break repair via homologous recombination; interstrand cross-link repair
Molecular function (GO): single-stranded DNA binding; double-stranded DNA binding
Source: RefSeq, a predicted model, not a curated record
CGUUGAAUGUCCUCUGGGAAGGGCGGCUCACCUCCUUUUCCUCCAGCCUUCCUGCGCGCGAAUUAUGAAUUGAUGGCUGACUGAAGACUUGCCCAGUACGAUGGCACCGCCAGCGCGGAGGAAUAAGAAAGCAGUUGAUUAUUCUCAGUUUGGCAGUGCAGAUGAUGAUAAUGAUGAUGAUGAUUUUGCAGAUGCAGCUAUACCUUCAAGCAAAAAAUCAAAGAGGGUAUGUUCUGGGUCAAUGAAAGAGAAAACGGUACAGCAAAAGAAGCCCUCCAAAGAGGAGAUUCAGUUACAGAAGGCAACACCCAACAAAAGAGUUGCCUUGGAUCACAGACUUUAUCAGAGAGAUUUGGAGGUCGCCUUAGCAUUAUCAGUGAAUAAAUCACCAGGAAGCAACCAUAAAGUACAAGAUUCUCGAGAUGUGCGCCACUGUCGCUGCUGUCAUCUGCUGCUGUUCGGCUGGAUCUCACAAGCAUUUCAAAAAUUAAAACGUGAAGCUUUAUCAAUGGCUUCCGAAUGUGGAUUGGCGAAUCGAAGUCCAGAAGCCAAAGUUCGUGAUGCCGCUGAGCUCCCAAUUCGCCUGACUCAUGCAAGUGCUCGUUCUUCUUUUAAGAAAGCAAAAGAGAUGGGACGGGAAGGGUCUACAUUGGCACGACUGCAGGCGCUGGAUUAUAGGCUGGAAGUGGAUUCAAAGGCAUCAUCAAAACCAACCCCCAAUCCUAUAACAGUAUAA